Messenger RNA from Aspergillus chevalieri, 927 nucleotides. RefSeq names its product ribonuclease P subunit p30 family protein. The record is from RefSeq and is a predicted model, not a curated record. NCBI's taxonomy places the organism in Eukaryota, Fungi, Ascomycota, Eurotiomycetes, Eurotiales, Aspergillaceae. The transcript has 2 exons. Bases 1 to 927 code for a protein of 308 amino acids. Gene Ontology annotation, cellular component: nucleolar ribonuclease P complex. Gene Ontology annotation, biological process: tRNA processing. Gene Ontology annotation, molecular function: RNA binding.
AUGUUCUACGAUCUCAACGUUCCAUACAACUCGGAUGAUCCUGAGAUCUCGCACACCUUGAAUUUCCUGGCGGAGAUCGGUUACACAACCGUCGCGCUCUCUCAGACGAUCAGUGGAAAACUCCCUCCGAACUUAGCACCCCCAACCGUGCCCGUAAAUGCUCCGAAAUCACUAAAGCUACUCACUCGUCUCAACCUCAUCCUCGCCGAUCCCUCCCAGAACCAGCGUCUUACCAGCCUGACACAAGCAUAUGACCUAGUCGCGCUACGUCCCACGAACGAGAAGUCACUACUGAACGCCUGUACCAACCUGGAAUGCGAUCUGAUCUCCCUGGACUUUUCCGAGCGAAUCCCAUUCCAUUUCAAAUUCAAGAUGUUGUCUGCUGCCAUUGAGCGCGGUAUUCGAUUCGAGAUUUGCUACGGAUCUGGAAUCACGGGCAGUGGAAUUGACGCACGACGGAAUCUCAUCGGGAAUGCUAUGUCGCUUAUCCGGGCCACGCGCGGAAGGGGGAUCAUUAUAUCAAGUGAGGCUAAGAGGGCACUGGGUGUGCGCGCGCCUUGGGAUGUUAUUAACCUGGCAUGCGUCUGGGGUCUGUCACAGGAGCGUGGCAAGGAGGCAAUCUGCGAAGAGACAAGGAAGGUGACCGCUCUGGCGAAGCUCAAGCGAACCAGCUGGCGUGGGGCCAUUGAUGUCGUCUACGGCGGGGAGAAGCCUAAGGUCGAAGAAGGCCAGUCGAAGAAGAAGGGAGCGGCUAAAAAAGGCGCACCUCAAACAGAGACAAAUGCAGACAGUCUGAAGAGGAAGGCGGAGCCAGCAGCUGAAGAGGCUGAGAAGUCGUUGUCGAAACGGGAGCAAAAGCGCAGGGCAAAGAAAGUGCGAUUAGGUGGCUCAGGAGAUGGUGCUGCGGACGACAAAACUGCCAGCUAG